AUUAACAAGAGGGAGUCGCCUCCUCCUCCAACAACCACCAUUCUGCAGCCUCUCCCUUCCUUCCCAAAACCCCAACCACUACAAUUUCUUCUUCUUCUUCCAUUACAUUCUAACUUUCCCAUCCACCGAUUCUUCUUUCCUUCAAGAGAAGCCAUCCAAAAAUUAAAGAAAUUCCAAAUGAAACCCUAAACACAUGGGCGCUGCUCAGGGGAAAAGAGAAAAAUUCAUGAAGAUCCGCCACCUGUGGAGCCCAAGUUUCACCACUUCCGACUAUGAAUCCACCCACUGUGCUUGAUCAGCGACGCUAGGAGAUCCUCCGCCGGAAUCGAGACGGCGGCGCCGCCACUGCGGGACUUUCUGAAACUCGGAGCUCCGCUGCUCGGAGCGAGGUCGACCAUCUCCACAGCCUGAACCUCACAUUCCUGCCAGUUGAGAGCCUCGAGAUCUUGCUUGACUUGGUCGUUCGACGAGGUACGGCGACAAGGGCGAUCAAAACCACCUCUCCGGACAUACAUAGGUGGGUUCUCACUUCCGGCAGCAAUGGUGGAAGGAGUGACGAGGAAAAGAAAGAGAGGGCUUGCGGCUGCUGCGUACAUGGUCCUCGGAGCAAGAAUUCGAAGGCGAAAGAUGAGGCGGAGGGGAAGGAGGAGGCAGUGGAGGAGUGGAAUCGGAAGAUGUGGCGGCGGCUCU
Molecule: messenger RNA, 690 nt
Organism: Linum tenue
Lineage: Eukaryota; Viridiplantae; Streptophyta; Magnoliopsida; Malpighiales; Linaceae
Source: the annotation of a GenBank genome assembly